AUGAGUGACAGGAGGAGAUGCCCGGGGGUCACACUCAGCUCCAGGGCUCAUGCAUUCUCAGUGGAGGCGCUGAUCGGGGGCCACAAGAAGAGGAAACUCCGGGACUGGGAGCCCGACAAGGGCCUGGACCUCUCUAUGGACGGACUGAGCCCCCAGGGAGAGCUGGGGGACGGGGAGGACGGGGGAGCCUGCCUGGACCUCAACCCUGAUUCUGAACACAGCACCAGCUCAGAUACCGAGGUCCUGGCGGAGAGGACAUCCUGCUCCUAUGAGACGUGUCCGGAAUUGGCUCCUUCUCGAGUCCCUGACCCCCAACCUCUAUCUGUGUCCUCCAUGGACGAGAUCCAAGUGGAGCUGCAAUGUGCCGACCUGUGGAAGAGGUUCCAUGACAUUGGGACAGAGAUGAUCAUCACCAAGGCCGGCAGGCGAAUGUUCCCAGCGAUGAGAGUGAAGAUCUCAGGUUUGGAUCCUCAUCAACAAUACUACAUUGCGAUGGACAUCGUGCCCGUGGACAACAAGAGAUACAGAUAUGUCUAUCACAGCUCCAAAUGGAUGGUGGCUGGAAAUGCCGACUCCCCGGUUCCUCCUCGUGUUUACAUCCAUCCAGACUCCUUGGCCUCCGGUGACACCUGGAUGAGGCAGGUGGUCAGUUUCGACAAGCUAAAACUCACAAACAAUGAGCUGGAUGACCAAGGACAUAUAAUCCUGCACUCCAUGCACAAGUAUCAACCCCGUGUCCAUGUCAUUCGAAAGGACUUCAGUAGUGACUUGUCCCCAACCAAACCUGUGCCGGCAGGAGAAGGAGUGAAGACAUUCAACUUUCCUGAAACCGUCUUCACCACUGUCACCGCCUAUCAGAACCAACAGAUUACAAGGCUGAAGAUUGACAGGAACCCCUUUGCCAAAGGAUUCCGGGACUCAGGAAGAAACCGGACGGGCCUGGAGGCUAUCAUGGAGACAUACGCAUUCUGGAGGCCACCAGUCCGCACUCUUACCUUUGAAGAUUUUACGACCAUGCAGAAGCAACAAGGUGGCAGCACAGGGACGUCCCCCACCACCUCCAGCACUGGGACCCCGUCCCCCUCAGCCUCCUCCCACCUGCUGUCUCCAUCUUGUUCUCCUCCAACCUUUCAUCUGACACCCAAUUCCUUUAAUGUCGGCUGCCGGGAAAACCAGCUCUGCAACCUUAACCUGUCGGAAUACCCAGCCUGUGCCAGGAGCAACAUGGCCGCCCUCCAGGGCUACUCAGGUCUGAGUGAUAAUGGAUACAACAGGCUGCAGGGAGGGAACUCCACUGGCACUCAACCAUCUGAGACCUUCAUGUCCCAGAGGACUUCUACCUUAAUCUCUGGAAUGCCUUCACCUUCCUCUCUGCCAAGCAACAGUAAGAUGGAUGCCUAUAGUGGGCAGCUGGGCUCCUACCCGACCUCACAGUUUCAGUAUAUGAUGCAGGCGGGGAACCCUUCCUCCAGCUCCUCAUCCUCGCACAUGUUUGGAGGUGGCCACAUGCAGCAAAGCUCCUACAAUGCCUUCUCCAUCCACAACCCCUACAACCUUUAUGGAUACAACUUCCCAGCUUCUCCUCGCCUGGCAGCGAGCCCGGAGAAACUGACUGCACCACAAGGCACUUUACUCUGCUCCUCACCCUCUAACGUUGGUUUUGGGGACAGGCAGUACCUCUCCUCCGGGAUGGAGGCCAUGCACAUGAUUGGCAACCCUACCACCAACCAGCAGGCCACCAAUGCCUGUGAAAGCAGACAGUACGGCGCUGUCCCUGGGUCCUCCUCACAGAUGUCCGUUCAUAUGGUUUGAAGCCCAUCUGGGUCCGCGUGGGGUUGGACAGUUAAAAGAAAACCAGAGUGCCUUUAAGUAGUAGGAUUGUCGUGGAGCCACGGCCAUCUCUUAUUUCAAUGGAAAAUGGUGGAUAUACAAUGCAAUAAUCACGGACGUAGCAAAACUCGUAGAUCUCUCCUGUUUUUGGAUAUCUUUGAAGAUACUUUGGACAUGGAUGGAUGUGAAGCCCAGCUGGAGUCAUUUACCAAAGUCCAGGACCUGACAAUCAUUUUAGUACAAGAACUUACAGUCCAAGAAUUUUACCAUCGAUGAGACUUUGUGAAUGUUACCCUCCUGGUUGGACACUUGUGGAUGGGUCUGUGGGUAUCACAGGAUCAGUGAUUGUUUGGGUAUCACAGCUUGGAUAUUUUCAGCAGUGUGGAGGAACGUUGUGUUACUGGAGACUUGUUAAGGGUUGAACUUGUGACUCCACGUGGCAGACCGGCUGCUGGGGGAGCCAAGCGUGGAGCUAAAUCUGGAAAUGGGAAAUGAGGGAGAAAAUGCUCCUUUGAACUGGUCAUUGGGAAGUGAGGUGGAACGGGCUGAGGAAAGUUGCAGACAGAGGCUUAAUGUAAUGUUUCGGGCCUGGUCCAGAUCUUCAGGGGGUCAUCACAUGUUCACAUUAAGUGUUGAGUGGAUCUUCGUUCAAACAUGUCAUUUUUUUUGUUUCCUCCAGAUACAGUAUUAUUUACUCCCAUGUAAAUAGGGACACGACUUCUUUAUUUCUGCCAAGUGCAACAAGCUAUAGAGACGUGUUCACUUUAGGAAACAUUGAUACAAGAAUCAAAGCUCUUCAUGCACUUUGGAAUGGUGGUGGAGCGGUGGCAACUUCUCUGUCAAUGUCAUCGAUAACCUAUACACCAGGGAAUCAGACUAGAAUGUAAAAGAGAGAUCGGGACUGACCAGUCACAUCGGGGGGAGAGUUUGCUACAAUGUAGACACCAGACUGUAACAUCUACAAGGCCUUCACCAUGUGUCUCCACUUCUGAUAGAUGAAGCUUUUACGCCAAAGAUCGAUAGUAAUUUGUCUUCCAGAUCCUCGGGUCCCCACCGGUUGUGCCUUACACUAAAUAUUUGUGCCUUAUUGAUGUUAUUGCUGCAGAGUUUUAUACUUAGGUACAAUGUACGGGGGAUGUCCACUAAGGUUAAAUGUGUUUGAUUUCCAACCCCUAACGGGAGCUUCUUUAUGACCUUAUUUGAUGGAAAUUGGGCUAAUCGACCUCUGGCCACCCUGCUUAAUAGAUGCAUUAAGACUCGUUGUGUUCCUGGGGGAGGUUGUUCAAUCGUGAAUCCCAACGCUCAGGCAGAAAAUGACAAAAACCUUAAAGUGUACCUGACUAUUUUUUAUGCAUUGUCACUUCCUGUAUUUUGUCCUGAUUAGGCUGUUACCAGAGACAGAAUUCCCCUAACAACAGGCAGUGGACAGCAGAUUACAGGGAAUCGAGAAACCUAUAGACUUUAUAGCUAUUUUUAGUACAUGUUUGGUAGAUGAAGGGUCAAGAAUCAGAUUCGAGAAGUUGUUUGAAACUAUGUGAACAUUUAAGUGUCUUUUUUCCUUUCACACCCAAGAGAAGGACGCCCAUCCAAGGAGGACUUUCACAUUUCUAGUUGACAUAAACCUUGGGGGAGAUUUAUCAAAACCUGUCCAGAGGGAAAGUUCCUGAAUUGCCCAUAGCAACCAAUCAGAUUGCUUCUUUAAUUUUUAAGAGGCCUUUUCAAAAAUAAAAGAAGCGAUCUGAUUGGUUCCUCUAGACAUGUUUUGAUAAAUCUCCGCCCUUAAGUUACAUUUUUUAGCUUCUUGUGCUGGUUUAUGGUUUGAGGUAGAACCCUCCUUCAGAUUGAUGAGACUUUCUUACCACUUAGUGGGCACUCCACACAUACGAGUUCACCACCCAUUGAGUGCAAACUACAUUCGAGAUUCCCAAGACUUAGAUAUUUGGUAUUUCCCUGGGAGAUUUUCCUUAGGAUGACCCUACAUAAUAAAGAAUAAAUAGUAGGGCCGGGCCAUGUGAACACUGUCACAGUUUAAAAGUGCCACAGGCUCGAUAUUUUCUUGGUGCCCUCUUCAUUGUCACCUGUACCCGUUAUUUCUUAUACAUCAGGCAUGGAUGAGGACAGGUUGGGGAGGUCGGGUCAUCUUGCUCUCCGGGGCAGAUUUGGUUUGUAUCCACUGUGUAAUUAUUGCUUUAUCACUUAGUUUAUAUGGCUUCUCAUUGUGUCUUUCCGCUUCAUGAGAGCAGCCGGUCCCUACAACCCACUUGUCACACCACCACGGCCCAAACCUAAGGCGGCAUCAAAAAUUAGGGCGGCACAAAAAAUCUAUUUAUUUGUCAUUUGGUAUCACUUGUUUUUAUAUACUGCUAUGUCGUACGGUGUACACAGGACGGGAAGACAUAAAAGAGUAAACCGCAUACAGUCCCGGGGUGAGGGUCUGUAGGGUGCCGCCUACUGCGCUCAUGAACAGUAUAAAACUGCAGCUGUGUGAUAACGCUAAUAUAACAUAAUCUGAUUUCUGUUUGGAUGUGAUGUAGAUAAUGAUAUUUAAGUGAGAAGU
Molecule: messenger RNA, 4387 nt
Organism: Hyla sarda
Lineage: Eukaryota; Metazoa; Chordata; Amphibia; Anura; Hylidae
Gene: TBX15
Product: T-box transcription factor 15
Exons: 8
Coding region: 1-1812 (603 amino acids)
Biological process (GO): positive regulation of DNA-templated transcription; cell fate specification; regulation of transcription by RNA polymerase II
Cellular component (GO): nucleus
Molecular function (GO): DNA-binding transcription factor activity, RNA polymerase II-specific; RNA polymerase II cis-regulatory region sequence-specific DNA binding
Source: RefSeq, a predicted model, not a curated record